Molecule: messenger RNA, 1081 nt
Organism: Notolabrus celidotus (New Zealand spotty)
Lineage: Eukaryota; Metazoa; Chordata; Actinopteri; Labriformes; Labridae
Product: protein FAM92A-like
Biological process (GO): cilium assembly
Cellular component (GO): ciliary transition zone; ciliary basal body
Source: RefSeq, a predicted model, not a curated record
AUGAGCCAACGGUUUGCUGCCUAUGCCCGUAAAACAGCCCGACUGCGAGACAAGGCCGAUCUCAUGGUACGGGAAAUAUGCGCAUAUGCAAACACAGAAACACCAAACCUGAAAAAGGGAAUGGAAAAGUUUGCUGACCUUUUGCUCACCUUGCCAAGGUUGAGGACUACUGCCAGGCUGAGCCAAGUCAUAGAGCCUCUAAAAAGCUAUGGUGCUGUGGUGAAAUGUAAAAGGGAGUAUCUGAAGACAGCUCAGAGUGCCAGAGACAGAGAGGCCAAACAGAUGGCUCAGCUCGAGCGGACCAGACAGAGAAACCCCUCUGACAGGCAGAUCAUUUCUCAGGCUGAGAGUGAGCUUCAGAGAGCCCCCAUGGACGCCACAAGGACUACAAGGCAACUGGAGGAGACCAUAGACGAGUUUGAGACGCAGAACAUUAGGGACAUCAAGAGGACCUUUGGGGAGUUGACAGUGGAGAUGACGUUUCAUGCCAAGGCUUUGGAGCUGUACACACUGGCCUACCAGAGCAUUCAAAGUGUGGAUGAAGAGGACCUGGAGGUGUUCAGGAGCUUGCUGCACCCCCCUGACUACCAGCCAUGCAUAGACAUAGUGCGAGCUAAUUCCAAAUCAUCGCUGGAUCAGACUUGCUCCUUCCUGAGUAUAUCAGGGACCUUACAGCAACAAAGAACCGGCAGCCGCCAGACGAGGAGAGAGGAGGAGGAAGAGGACGAUGAGGAGGAUGUGGAUGAAUCUGAAGAGGAGGACACAGAUGAUGAAUGUUAAUUUGUACAGGAGAAAAAGGAUAUUUAAAAAAAAGUGUGUAACCGUUUUACAACCUUAUAAAAAGAAAGGCCGUGUCAUUGCCAAAGUCACUUGACACAGCUGGUGUAAGCAGUAUUGUAGUAAAAGUGUUGUAGUUGUGCGAUACAGAACAUGUUGUUCUGUACUAAUGUUGUCUUUAAACCCAGUUAUUGUCUUUAUUUUUUACAUAACACAGCCAAAUGCUCAUGAAGUGUUUCAUCAUAUUGCUUUUUAUUGCUCCAUGUUAUUCAUCUUUUAUGAAUAAAUCAUAUUUUGCAUUGUU